AUGGCAGUACCGGCUAUCAACGAGAAGAUCAAUUACAUCAAAGCCACUGUACCCGAAGCAGAUGAUAAUACACGUGCACUCAAAUGGUUAACGCAACAUUAUCGACAUAUUGUUCAAUCCAAAGAAUGUUGUAAACGAUCGUUUAGACGACAAGAGAUCACGGUGAACGGCGAGCAUGUUGAAGAGACUCGGAUAUUGCAUAAAGGUGAUGUCGUCGAAGUGCGUUAUGAUCGAGCUCGUGUGGAGCAAGAAAAGCUUCGUCAAGUUCCUGUGGAUAUUCGAUAUCAGGAUGAGCACAUUGCUAUUGUAUGGAAAGCGCCUGGACAAAGUUAUGGUAUCUUUGAACGUGCAUUACCCUAUGCUCUCUCGCUUGCAAGGGAAGACUAUGUCUGCUGGAGUCCUUAUACAUUGCAAAAAGCUGCAUCUGGCUUGCUGGUUAUUGCAACGUCCAACCAUGCCAAGCAGUUUCUUAGUCAAGCCUAUCAACAAUGUCAAGACUUUAAGGUGACAAUGCGUGUCAUUUGCCACGGCAAAGUGCCAGCCGAUCUCAUGUCGACCUUGAGGAAUACCACCUUGAAACCACCAUCGCCACCACCACCAGCACUUGAUCCCACCAGCGACGUUAUCACAAAGAGCGUUGCGAAUGACGACGACGACGAAGAAGAAGAAGACAAUGCUGUUACCUUGACACGAUCAGCGACUGAAGUGGUAUCCGAUCUACGCCUGGUGCAGAUUACACGGUCCAACAAUGCCGAUUACUUGAGUACACUUGACCUUGACUUGCAUACACCUUUUUCGAGCAUGGCUAUCCGGAGUUUGCUGUAUCAUCAAGCAGACCACCCGAUCGUUGGCAACUCGACUUAUACCAAGUAUCUCAAAUCCAGUCGAGACAAAGGAUUAUGCAUGAGCGUGACCCGAUUGCAGUUAUCACAUCCUACGACACGUGAGACGAUGACAUGGGAGGCAGCAGAACCAGAAAAGUUUGAAUUGCUACGUGCACGUGAACAAAAGUUUUGGAGACGCAAAUUGGAUGAAAAGCUCGAGGCAUUGAAAAAGCUGGGUCGUGUCAGUGAUCAUCAAGAACAAGAACAAUUGGAUCAGGUUGAAUCGGGUGAUGCGACUGAAAAGCCCUUGGCGUACAUGUUGGGUGAAAAGACAUUCUAUGGACUCACGUUCAAAGUAUCCGAAGCAUGCUUGAUCCCGCGACCCAGCACUGAAACGUUGGUGGAUGCAGCGGUUGCUAUUCUACUACAACAAGAGGAUGAAAACAAGCAGCAACGUGUACUUGAUAUUGGCACCGGAUGUGGUAAUUUAUUGUUAUCCAUUAUGCAUCGAAUCAAGAGCAAUCAUCUCAACGUCCAAGGAUUGGGUAUCGAUAUCAGCAAAGAUGCUUUGGCAGUCGCACGGGAAAACCAAACGAGCCUCGGCCUUGAUCAUGAUGUCACCUUUACCGAAUGCGAUAUGGCGCUUUUAGAUUGUAGCCAGCAAGGUUUAUUCGAUGUCGUCGUAUGCAAUCCACCCUAUCUCAACGAGACGAUUGUCAAGAGCUCAUUCAAGCACCGAAAGGAUUUCAAUUUGCUUUUGCAGGAACCCGCCAUGGCUUUGUUUGCUGGUGAUGAUGGAUACGAAUGGUAUACCGUAUUGAGCAAGGUGGCUCCCAAGGUGAUGCAUCGUCAUGCAAAAUUGGUGCUCGAGUGCGGUAAAGGCAUGAUGGAUCGCGUAAAGCUCAUUAUGACUGGAUGGAAAACUGUCGAGGUACGCAAGGAUAAACAGGGCUGGGAUCGUUGUCUAGUAUUAGAAUUACAAUAA
Lichtheimia ornata is the source of this 1809-nucleotide messenger RNA. RefSeq lists its product as uncharacterized. The coding region runs from base 1 to 1809 and encodes 602 amino acids. The transcript is spliced from 3 exons. Lineage: Eukaryota; Fungi; Mucoromycota; Mucoromycetes; Mucorales; Lichtheimiaceae. Gene Ontology annotation, biological process: protein methylation; pseudouridine synthesis. The record is from RefSeq and is a predicted model, not a curated record. Gene Ontology annotation, cellular component: mitochondrion. Gene Ontology annotation, molecular function: RNA binding; pseudouridine synthase activity; protein methyltransferase activity.